Molecule: messenger RNA, 635 nt
Organism: Lobosporangium transversale
Lineage: Eukaryota; Fungi; Mortierellomycota; Mortierellomycetes; Mortierellales; Mortierellaceae
Exons: 4
Coding region: 15-635 (206 amino acids)
Source: RefSeq, a predicted model, not a curated record
CAAGUAUUGAUUUUAUGGCCCCUGGUCCUCGAUCCUUGGGAUUUUAUUCACCAAGUCAUCAGGUGAAAAUGAUCUCGUUCCCUGGAAUUAAUUGGCCCGUAAAGAAAGUAGCUAAUCGUCACACUGCCUUUGAUGAAGGCGUUGCAGUCGCAACAUAUAAUACUCCAAGCGCUCCUGUCGAGGUCAAUGGUGGCACCUUCAAGUCUACACUGGAAGGCUCUACUCUAGACGGUAUAUCAGGACGUGAAGAUGAGUUCUCCAAUUUCAUCAUGAAUAUAAUAACCAAACCCUCGCAUACAUUGGUCAUCAGUGGAAACUCUGAUAUCUGGCUUGGGGCCCUUGGCACUUCACGUAGCAGUGAGCCAAGUGGUGCUGAUUCCUCCAAGACUAUAACUGUCACCCAUCACUUUACGAGGCUUGAACAACCUUCCGAACAUAGAGCAUGUGAGCCUAGUGACAGCUUUGUGACAGCUACCGCCACGUUCGCAGAUUCCGAUGCCUACAAUACCUUGACAACCAAGAGUAAUACUUUCACAAUUGCAGGUUUUGAGGGUUCCGCGAAGCAUUCCUACCUGGCCAAAGCGUUGUGUGCUAUUAGAUCCCCAUUUACACUCCCCAAGCUUGAAACUGUCUAA